Patiria miniata (bat star) is the source of this 2111-nucleotide messenger RNA. It is a transcript of the gene jmjd7, whose product is annotated as bifunctional peptidase and (3S)-lysyl hydroxylase Jmjd7-like. The transcript is spliced from 7 exons. Gene Ontology annotation, molecular function: 2-oxoglutarate-dependent dioxygenase activity. Lineage: Eukaryota; Metazoa; Echinodermata; Asteroidea; Valvatida; Asterinidae. The record is from RefSeq and is a predicted model, not a curated record. The coding region runs from base 185 to 1165 and encodes 326 amino acids.
AAAAUGAAGAGUGAGUAGAGAGGGCGGGCUUUGCAAAAUAACGGGGUUACUUUCAUGACUUUUCGCUCACAUAUCGAUGAGCGAACUUCCAAUUCUUUUCUGCUCAAGUUUCGAGUAUUUUUGAUUAACCAAACAUGCAUGAAAUUCACGAAGUCGGGCCUUAAGGCUAAAUUAGUCUUACCGAAUGGACAUUGGAGAUGACUGGAGUUUAGACGACCACUUGCAGCACUUGGCUACGGAAGCGAGAGAUCUGUAUCUUUCUGAUGAGGUACCUCGCAUCGAUGGUCCACCCCCACCCCUGGGGUUUUACCGUGACUGGGUCUGUCCUAACAAACCUGUCAUCUUCCGAGGAUGCAUCGAUCACUGGAGUGCCCUCACAAUGUGGUCUCCUGCCUACCUGAGGGAUAAGAUUGGAGACAAGACAGUAACGGUUGCAGUCACGCCCAACGGCCUCGCUGACGCGGUCUACCAAGAUAAGUUUGUGAUGCCCGAGGAGAGACUGAUGCCAUUCAGGUCUUUCCUGGACAUCGUUGAGGGGAAAAGUCCCCUUUCCCAGCAGGCUGGGAGUCGUAGUGGGGUGUUCUAUGUCCAGAAACAGAACUCUAAUUUACUGUCAGAAUUCAGAGACAUCAUUGAUGACGUGGAAACGGAAUUACCGUGGGCAUCGGAAGCUUUGGGGAAACGCCCAGAUGCAGUCAACUUUUGGAUGGGCGAAGCGAAGGCUGUAACCUCAAUGCACAAGGACCAUUAUGAGAACCUGUACUGUGUCAUAUCAGGAGAGAAAGACUUCAUUCUGCAUCCGCCAACCGAUCUACCCUUCAUACCCUACGAUACCUACCCAGCAGCCCGUUACAGAGUCUCAGACAACAGCAACUUUGACCUCAUCAGUGAACCAGAAGUCGGCAGCGUGCCUUGGAUCCCACUGGAUCCUGUCCAGCCCGACCUGGUCAGAUGGCCGGAGUAUGGCCAAUCACGCCCCGUCCACUGCACGGUGAGGGCAGGGGAGGUGCUGUAUCUACCGUCAUUGUGGUUUCAUCAUGUGAGACAAAGGCACGGCACAAUUGCAGUCAACUUCUGGUACGAUAUGGAGUACGACAUCAAGUACAACUACUUUAAGUUUCUUGAAGGUGUGGUCCACCACAACAAGUUGACUUCAAACAGGUGACAUCUUCCCAGAGACGUUUCGGUGAAAAUUAAAUAGUUACAGUCUUUUGUUCUAUACAUGUAUAUUUUGCUGUUUACUGAUUCUCUGUUUUGGGUUUGUUUUGGGGGGCUCAAGUUAGGAGAUAAAUUUUCUAAGCUUAGGCCGUGGUUGCUUGGCGGGCUUUAAAUCUUCCUUGCUAGCCUCCAGAUUAAACAUCUGACUUGCAGACAGUGCUCCAUUAACCAUGUUAACCCUAUAAUCCCCUUGAGUGAUUUACUAGGAACCUUCCUCACUCUUACAAAAUCCAACACCAUAUGGUAAACUCAACACCAAACUGUUGGACUCUGAUUAUGGUGGUAUGCCUAACCCCAUGUAAUGCAUUAUCAGUUUACUAGUGCAGUACUCACUCCAACAGAUUCCAAUAAGCCAUGCAGUCGGAUUUUGAAGGGUCGCGGUGGUUGGGUGGUUAGGGUAAAUUUGGAGAUUCACAACAUGGUUUGCAACAAGGUAAACAUACAUUUCUUGAAUUAUUAAAUGUUUGUCCCACAGUUAAUUACGUCCGUGCAGUAAAACCAAAAAAAAAAUGAAAGCUUGCAAAUAAAAUAUGUCAUAAUUACACCUAAAAAAAUCAAAGUUAAAAUUGGCUCCUCCAAAAAUGUAGAACUAAUAACUUAUCUAGUACAAAUGACCCACUUUUGUUAACGUUUUCCCACUGUUAGUACAGCACGACUGCAACCCAAUAUUUGAAACACAUUCUUUGGACUGUUCAUAUUCAACAAAAUUGUUACCAAAAAAGAACAUUUUGUGAAUCAAACAAGCACAUCAAUUUUAUGAAGAACAAAAAUAUUUUAUAAGAAAAUUUGAUAUGUAAAAAACAAAAAAACCACAUUGCUGUUUUGUAAUUUUGUUUUUCGUGAGCUGUAGCCUGCCCUGAUUUUACAACAAACAAUGGGAAUUGAUCACUGUU